AUGUACGCGUAUCGAGUGAUGCAACUCAAGCCGGGAAGAAGUGGACUAGGCGGUCCGAAUGACUUCGGUACAGACGAAGGUCAAGAUGACGACGGCGAGACUUGGGGUUCGGAAAAGAUCAUGCGCGUCAUACGUGCGAUGGGGGCAAGCGAUGUCCUGGUCAUUGUCAGCCGCUGGUACGGUGGGCAGCUCUUGGGACCCGUGCGAUUUGAACAUAUCACACAUGUGGCACGCGCCGCCCUUCAAAAACACCUGGACUUGGAGGUGAUCCAUGAGUAUCGUGUUCGGCUGCAGAAACUUGACGAAAGUAUAUGUGCGAUGAAAAAUGUCAUGAAGCACUCGGAUCCUUACGAAAAUCUUACGUUGGAUCGGGCGAGACGCCUUGUGGUAGCACGCUCAAAAACACUAGCCACUUUACGGCGUAAGCACAGUGAAGAAGUGAACACGAAUGUUGCUCAACAAGAGCUGUCUCGCAUCUAG
Molecule: messenger RNA, 480 nt
Organism: Malassezia globosa CBS 7966
Lineage: Eukaryota; Fungi; Basidiomycota; Malasseziomycetes; Malasseziales; Malasseziaceae
Exons: 1
Coding region: 1-480 (159 amino acids)
Biological process (GO): regulation of translational initiation; GCN2-mediated signaling
Cellular component (GO): cytoplasm
Source: RefSeq, a predicted model, not a curated record